CGCGCGGUACAUCGUGGUAUAGAGACCCAGUGUCAUGUCCGACUAUAUAGCUUUGCCUGUCAUACAUACUUGAUUGAUUUGUCGCUCGCGGCUUUCCUCCUCGGUAACGACUCCAAGCUCUGCAGUUCGCUCGAACACGGUGUGAUUUGUUUCCAAGGCUCGAUCGGUUCUGGCCAAUCGGUUGUGAACAUUUCUCUCUGGUCUUCGACUGCUUAGCAAGGCGGGAGCCAACGAUGACGAUGAUUUACAAGCUGUUGGUCACCGUCGCGGUGAUCUGUGAGUGCGCGUUGGCCCAUCACCUGCGCCAUCACGGAGACGCAAAGAGCUUGCAGGAGAAGGAGCACCUGCCUUACGGCUACAAGAAGCUCGACAAAAUGAUGAACAAGGCCAUACUGCAAAUAAUCCUCGGGGAGCUGCAUCCCUCCGACGUGCUUUUGCUGAAAGCUCUGAAUUACACGCUCGAGGAGGUGAUGGCAAUCCGCGAACACGAGCUAAGUAAAUUGAAAGCCGAGAAAGCGUUGGGUGGUUCCAAAUACCAAGUGCAUCAUCGUUCCUUUCAACGUGACGCAAGCCUCGACACCUACAACAAACAAGCGGUCUACGAUUACGAGAACGCGCAAACGGAGGAAGACAACAAGCCGACGACCGAGGACAGCGCGAGGCAGACUUUCGAUCGCGCAAUGGAACCCCACGUGGUUUUCAAAAUACGCUACGACGAUGCGGACUUCGAUCCGGCCUCCGAUCAAACAGCCAAGACUAUUUUCAAGAACCAUCGCACCAAAACGAUCUUCGUACCCGAUCGCGGCGUCAACUCGGCUGCUAGGCAGUCCUUUCAAGUUGACGGGGACCUUAGCCCUGGUGCUGCUCUCAAUGUUGCUGCUACUUUAGAAGCCACUUCCAGUGGUAGUGUCAAUCUCGAGGACUUUAAUAAGCAAGCCAUUGCCGAUUAUGAAAAUCUCGUACCCAAUGGAGAACAGGAGGAUAAACACGAGUUUGCUAAUCAAGAGAAUUUUUUAAGAUCGAUCAAUGAUAGUAGUAGUACUACUAGACCCAUCGGAGAAUACGAAGGCUUGGAAUGGAUUGGAGAUGAUGUAUAUCGCGUCGUACCCGAAGCUAUCGAGGCGAUGCUUAAUUACGAGGAUCCAGAACAAAUUUCAUCCGCCGAUGCGCUCAAUGAUACGCUCGAGUAUCAGAAUGAUGCUGAGGCUGGAGAUGCUGCAGCUGCUGGCAACUUUACCGAGAAUAUGAAUCUCACGUCGUAUCAGCGACUUGCACUCGCUCAGCGAAGAGACGAAAAUUUGACCUCGAUUUUGCAUAGUCAAGGACAAAAAGCUAUCGAAGACAUAAAGAUGCGCGUCUUGGCCAUGACAGGAAGAUUUAACCUUAGUUCACCCAACAAUCAGGUGCAACGUGAAAAACUGACCAUGUUCUCGCCUUCCUGUCAAACGCCACGGAACACAGACGCGGAAGCGUGGUCGGACUCAUACCUCAUGAACAUGCACUUCCAACUGAACCUGACCUCGGGCGAGCACGUGCUCGCGGCAAAGUUACGUCUGUACAAACUGCCCCAAGAAAGUCUCGCCUCAAGCUCAUCGACGUCAACAAGCAGUAGCAUUUACGAAGAAGACGAGGAGGACGAGAAGAAAAUUAGAGUAUCGGUUUACUUCUACACCAAGUCCCUGAAGAAGCACCGAGUGAAAAAACGCUUGAUGGAUUCGAUCGUAACACCACUGACAGCACAAGGUAGCCACUUAGCCCUUGACGUGCGACAAGCCUUGCGCUUUUGGCGACCAAAUGCUCAGCAGCAUAAUAACAGCAACCAUGGUUUGGUAGUGCAAGUCGAGGAUCAAGACGGUAGAGCUCUCAAACCCUCAUUAUACAUCCAGGAGCCAAACUGUCAGACGGGUCCUAGACAGAAUCCAGAUGAGAAGGCAUACCAAUUCGUCCCUGCACUUUUCGUUAGAGCCUGCAUUCGUUAUGUUCGCUUCGUAAAUGGAAAAAUGGAGAUGUACGUACAAUGUCGACAGAGGCAUUGACCGACAAAAACGAUACCACAAUCAGCACGAAAAUUGAAAGACUUUUGAGUGUUGAGUGAAGAAAAACAACAAAAGAAAAAUUAGUAUUUGUACUAAAUAUAUAUGCAUUAUCCAAUCAGUUUAAUUGAUCAGGUCCAGAUACUUAAAAUCGCUGCGGUGAAUUUGUUUUUUGAUAUCCGAGGAAAACGAUAAAACCGAGCGGUAUAUGACUUUGAUAAGAGCGUGAAUCCUACGCGCAGGUUUUGAUGUUACGACAUGCUGUAAGUCGCUAGCACUGAUGAACCACGUACAAUCGAGCGGCUCAUCAAAUGGCGAGGACAACGACGCAGACUGUUUUUUUAAUUAUUCUAACGAAUCGUAGAUUACGACAUAUCUUAAUAAUUGAUAAGAUAAAAUAUGCGGACUCGCGAAAGUCAAGAGUGCAAUAAUGCUGUUGACGGAAUCGAGUCAUUUUUAAAGUGUCUGAGUGUGUAUUGAUUGAUGUAUUGUAAAUAGUUUCGUUGUUUAAUUAACUCCGAACACACAAUUUAACUUUAUACUGCUUCCUCCUUCACGUUACAAAACUACGUUGCACUUACUUUUAACGUGUAGGUUUCAAGCUCCAACGACUGAUAUAGCCAAAUGUAGAUAAUAAGCCCUGCGUGCGAGACUUUAUAUAUAUUUAUGAUAUUUUUUUUGCAAACAAAAGAGAAUGAACUUGUAAGGUUUAUUUUAGCUUUUUUCUUUGUUGUACUUUUCUAAGCAGCUCAUGAAGUUGUUAGUAUUUUAUAGAUAAGCGAGAUCAAUGCAGAAACACUAUGUUUUUAUGUGUACUUGUAAAUAAUGUAUAUUUUGAAUCUUUUUUCUAUUUGAAUAAGGAAAUAAAUAUAU
Molecule: messenger RNA, 2906 nt
Organism: Phymastichus coffea
Lineage: Eukaryota; Metazoa; Arthropoda; Insecta; Hymenoptera; Eulophidae
Exons: 6
Coding region: 234-2036 (600 amino acids)
Source: RefSeq, a predicted model, not a curated record